AUGGUGAAGGCGUACAAGGGCGAGGACAUAGAUGCCGAUUCUUUAGACGACACUUACUUGAGCAGUGGUGAGGAGGAAGAGGCCGUUCCUGGACCGUCGGCUGUCUUGGAUGCAAUUCUAAAGCUGGUCCAGAUGGCAAGAUUGGCAAGAAAUGGCAUUUUGGAGCAUUUUAGAGCAGUUUUGGACUUGGAAUGGAUAGCAUAUGCAUGGGCCAAGAUGGAUGGACGUUUUUGA
Messenger RNA from Prunus armeniaca (apricot), 234 nucleotides. The record is from the annotation of a GenBank genome assembly. Lineage: Eukaryota; Viridiplantae; Streptophyta; Magnoliopsida; Rosales; Rosaceae.